Messenger RNA from Rhipicephalus microplus (southern cattle tick), 512 nucleotides. RefSeq names its product mitochondrial ribosomal protein S21 (gene mRpS21). Gene Ontology annotation, biological process: translation. Gene Ontology annotation, molecular function: structural constituent of ribosome. Gene Ontology annotation, cellular component: ribosome. The record is from RefSeq and is a predicted model, not a curated record. Lineage: Eukaryota; Metazoa; Arthropoda; Arachnida; Ixodida; Ixodidae.
AGAAAAAAAGUAUCAUGGCGGCAGCUUAGCGAGUGCGCGUGAGCGCGUCCGUUUGUGAGCUACUUUGCGAGUUUCGAAGUUUAACGAAUCUUUACCCCGUUGUUUACCCGUGCUAGGAGCAGCGGCGGCUGCCGCCCGAACACAUCAAACAUGCAUCACAAACUUUUCAUCGCCCGCACUGUUCUCGUCCGGAACAACCAAGUCGAAGAAGCACUGCGUGUUCUAAACCGCAUCCUGGGCAUGGAAGGUAUCUUCGACCGCUACAGACUCACGAGGUACUACGAGAAGCCCACAAAAACGCGACGAAGAAUCAACUACGAAAUCUGCAAGGCCAUCUACGACGAGGACAUGGCUCGCCGGAUCCAGUUCACGCUGCGCAAAAACCGAGCCGACCCUUGGCUAGGAAAUGACUGAAACUGUUCGGGACGUGUUUCUGACGGUACCGCCGAUCGUCUUACCUGCGGUUCCUUCGCUGUUGUAGUUUAUAAAGGUUCAGUACCUGGGCUCCGAAA